UCAUUGUUCAUUAGCAUAAUCAAGAUGGCGACCGCUGUAGAUAGCGUUUGCCACAAUGACCCCAACUUUGCUGUGAUUUGCUCGUUUCUGGACAAGCACAGCGAUGCUUUGGGGUUGCCAGAAAUUUCUUUUACAGAUCUUCAAAUUUUUAUCGAAGAUAACAAAACUGUCGAUAAAGUACUAACUGAUCUACAUAUAUUCCUGCUGAGAAGAAUUGGCAAGACAAGUGUGACUGCUGAGAGAAUAGAGAGGCAACUCGUGAAGUUUUGCCACAACUUCUCUGAUGUCGAUGCAUGGGAAAUAGAGAGAAUUGGUUACCGAUUGGCCAAAGUUUCUACAAAACUGAGGAUUUUAAAGAAUCUGCUGGAGUGCCAGUUUGAUUAUAACACCAAAUUCAAAGAAAAGGUCAAUGAGCGGAAAGCUGAGGAGAUGCGUUUCCAGCCAGUGGGGCGGGACAAGAACGGCCUGGCCUACUGGUACCUUCUGGAUCAGGACCAGAACCUCCUGGUGUACCGAGAGGAACAGGAUGAUGCUGACAGUGAGACAUGGCAGCUGGUCUGCUGCAACCGGGAUGACUUGGCCAAGUUGAUAUCAAAGCUCAAGGAUGAAGGGGAUUUAAAGUUUGAUGAUAUUAGUUCAUCUUCUACAAAGAGCAGCAAAGAAGGAAGUCCUGAGGCAGUAAUUAAGGAAGAGCUCAAACAGGAAGAUGAGGAUGGGUCAGAGGUCAAGGUGAAAUUGGAGAAGAGUGAGAUCAAGGUCGAAGAUGUCCAGAUCAAACAUGAAGUGAAAGAAGAGCCAGAAAACCAAGAAGAAUCUGCAAAGGGAAGCAAAGCUGUUAAAGAAGAACAAGAGGUGUCACAAUCUAAAAAGGAGUCGGUGUCAAGCAAAGAAGAUGAUGUGAUUAAAAGCUCUGAAAAUGCUAAGAAAGAACAAAAAGGUGAUGAUUCCAAAACGAAAGAUCCUGAGGAAUCAGAGAAGAAAGAGAGUGAGAAAAAGAUAGAAAAGGAGCAGGAAGGAAAGAAAGAUGAAAAAUCUGAAAAGGUGAGUGAAGAGAAAGCCCAGGAGAAACAUGGACCAGACAGACCAGAGUGCAAGGUAGAUGACACAGGAGGAACAGGAUCAUCAGCUUCUCCAGAGUCAAAGAAGGAUGAGAAUGAAGGAAAGGAGUCUAAAGAGAAACCAGAAGAGAAGAAAACCCCUUCAGAUAAACAUGACAAACAUUCUGUAAAUAAGAGUGAGAAAACAGAGACAGAUAAAUCUGAUGUCAGAUCAGAAAAAAAGGAAACAAAACCAACGAAAGACCAAGAAGACAAGUCUGAAGAAAAGUCCAGCAGUGUUGAGGUGGGUGAAGAAAAGGGUAUACCUACUGAUGUACAGUCCAAGAAAGAUGAUAAAAAAUCUUCAAGUGAAAAACACAUUGAAGCCAAUACAGUUGAGAAAAACAUCUCAGAAGCUUCUAAAAAGAUGGUUACAUCCAAUGAGAAGGGUAAACAUAAGGUUUAUAAUGUUGACAAAGAUUCAUCAAAGGAAAAAUCUGAGAGCAAUAGUUCACAAAAGAAAUCAGAAGAGUUGACAGAAAAGAAGAAUUCUGAAAAUGACUGUGAUCAAAAAUCCAAGAAAUCAGAUAAUCUGGUGGAAACCGUAAACGAUGAUAGUAAAUCACAAGAAACUGUCGGAAAAAAGGAUGCAAAGAAAGACACUAUUGAUGAGAGUAAAGCAAAUAAAGAUUCAGGUUCAAAGUCAAAGGAUUCUAGUUCUUCGAAUGUUGAUUGUGAAACGAAGUGUAUAGGACAAAAAGAAAAGUCAGCUAGUGCCUCUAAACCUGAUUCUAAAGUAGAAAAAGAGGAUACAACCAAAGUAUCCCUCAAGGGAACAACAGUGGAAAUAAUAGAAAGUAGGGGGAAGAAAGAUGAAAAAAGAAAAGAAGAGGAGGAAACUGAAGAAAAGAAAGUGAAGAAAGAUGAAACAAAAGAUAAGAAAGACGAAACGAAAAAUAAGAAAGAGGAAACAAAAGAUAAGAAAGAUGAAACAAAACAUAAGAAAGAUGAAACAAAAGAUAAGAAAGAUGAAACAAAAGAUAAGAAAGAUGAAACAAAACAUAAGAAAGAUGAAACAAAAGAUAAGAAAGAGGAAACAAAAGAUAAGAAAGAUGAAACAAAACAUAAGAAAGAUGAAACAAAAGAUAAGAAAGAUGAAACAAAAGAUAAGAAAGAUGAAACAAAAGAUAAGAAAGAAAAAACAAAUGGAAAGAAAGACAAAAUCAGAGGGGAUAAAGAGGAAACAAAAGGAAAGAAGGAACAAGCGAAAGAGAAGUUAGAAGAUGCAAAAGAUAAGCAAACAAAAGAGGAAGAAGAUUCUUCAGGUAAACAUAAAGAUAUAGCCAGCUCAGGAGAAGCGGAAGAAGAGACAGAACCUGUCGAAAGAAAACUACAGACUGACAAUGAAAAACUAAACAAACCCAACGAGGAAAGUGUAGAAAAAAGGGAUAUAAGUAGUGAAAAAACUGAUUGUGAAAGUGAUAAUUCAAAAGAUUGUGACAAAUCUUCCAAAGACAGUAAGGCACAAAAAGAGGAAUCAAACAAACAGACUAAAGAUUCAGACUGUGUAACUUCAGAAGUGAAGGAACAAUCUAAAGAUUCUAGUGUUGAUAGUGACAAAAAGUCUGAUUCCAAGAAGUCUGCUCAAUGUGCUAAAACAGACUCAAGUGGUGUAAGCUCAAAGGCAGAGGACAGUAUAGAAAAAGAUAGUGGUAAGAAGGAAAAGAAGGAUAAGAAAAAGAAAGCUAAGUCUAGGAGAGGUAAAGAUGAUUCUCCCAAAGAGGACAGGGACAAUAAGGAUGGUUCUGUUAGUGUUAAAGAAGAUAAUGGAAGCGAUAGUGUUGAUGAUAGUCCAGAUGUUCAAGAAACAGUUAAGGGAAAGAGAAAAAAAGCUGUUAAACAUAGUAAAAAGUCAGAUAAGCCUUCCAAAGACAAAGAUGUUGAUGGAAGCUGUGAUGAAGAUGAGGAAGAAACUGUCACAUCCAAAGAAAAUGUUUCUAGAGCCAAACGUAGAUCAAAGAAGGAAAAGAAUCGAAAGGGUUCCGAUGAAGAUGAGAAGGAUGAAGAUUCAGAAAAGGAUGAAGACACAAAGGAAGAUAAGAAGGAAGAGUCUAGGAAAAGAUCUGUACCUGAAGUAAAACCACGACCAACACCAACCAGAAGUUCUCGACGAGCCAGGAAGAUGCCAGAUAAAUAUGAGGACCUGGAAAAUUUACCUUCACGGCGCUCAGCUAGAAAAAGGACGGUGCCAAAAGAAUCUGAGACUGCAGAAAAUGGUUCCUUAGAUAGUGAAAAUUCUAAAGAUACACCUGGUAAAACUAAAACAGCUCGGAAGUUGAAGGAUGGUAAUGAUGAUUCCGAUACCGAAGACUAUGAUCAUAAUAAGGAAAAUUCAAUGAAGCGGAAAGGAGGAAGAGGCGUGAAAAGAACAGCUGAUCGUGGCUCAAAGGAACCAACUGGAAAGAAAGCAAAACGAGGUGCAUCCAGAAGUCGUGGUGGCCAAAGGUCAAGGGCAAAGCGAAAAGGAAAUGUGUCUUCAUCAGAGAGUGAUAGUGAAGAUGUGCCCCUCAGUAGGGUGAAAGGAGGUAAAGGUCGAGGAGGAAGAGCAGCAAGAGGGGGAAGUGCACGUGGGCGGGGAAGAGGAGCAGCACCAGAUCCUGUCGUUACAAACGGAGACAAGACUCAAAAAAAGAAACAAGUGUCUGAAACCAGCAGUGAUGAUUCAGACUACUGCCCAGGGAAGAAGAAGGGGAAAGGCAAGGGUCGAGGUCGAGCACGGAAGAGGAAGGCGUCUGAUGCUGAGGAUUCCAGUGAAAAUGGACCCAAGAGGGGAGGGCGGCGCCGGAAAAGGCCACCGUCUUCUGAUUCAUUUAGUGAUGACCUGUCCGAGUCUUCAGAAGACCUGGUGUUUGGGCCAUCAGGCGAGGACGAGUUUCAGCAAGAGGAGCUCAACACUGAUGACGAGGACUUCUUAACUCCCAAGGGCAGGAACUAUCAGAGACAGAUUGCCAGAGCAGAGAAAGACAACUUCCAGCCCGGUGCAGAUGAUACACCAUGUACCAAGUGCAAGAGAUACGACCAUCCCGAAUGGAUUCUGCUCUGUGAUAAAUGUGAUAGUGGGUACCACACCGCCUGUCUCCGACCUCCAAUCAUGAUCAUCCCGGACGGAGACUGGUACUGUCCACCAUGUCAACAUGUAAUGCUGGUGCAGGUUCUACAAGAAAAUCUUCUCAACCUUGAUGUCUCUUUAAAAAAGAGAGAGCGGUUAGUGAGAAGAAAAGAACGUCUAGCCUUUGUCGGUAUCAGUUUGGAUAACAUUCUAAAAGAGGACAAGAAGAGCAACAUUCAACUGCACAAGGAGAGGGAGGAAAGGAUGAUGGCGAUAAUGACGAAGCGGCUGAUGGAGGAGGAGAGAGACGUUCCUGAUGAAGUGUACUCCAAGAGGUCAUGCCGAUCUCGCCAGUCCAUGAGCUACAGGUUCACCGAGUAUGACAAUCUCAUCAACAGCGCCAUCGGGGAUGACAUUAAGGAGGAAUCAUAUGAAGAGGACAGCUACUCAGAUGGGAGUGGUGGAGGGGGAGGCGGAGGAGGCAAGGACAUGUCCAACAUCACAGGUCGUCCUCCACCUGUUGUCAACCGAGAAAGGAAAAGCCAGAAGGCCCGCCGACGACGACGUCUCACGCAGCUGGACAGCGAUGAAGAAGGGGAUGAGAGUGAUGAAUACCAGGCUUCCAAAGACUCUGCCUCAGAAAUGAGUUAUGAGGAACCAGUGAGUGAGGUGGAUUCGGAGGCAUCAGACUGGCGGCCGCGGACAGGCCGACCUGGUGUCCGACCAACACGGGUACGAACCUCCCGCGGAAUCAGGAGGAAGUGGUCUCGCUUUGAUGAUGAUUUUGUGGUAGACGAUGACUAUGAUAGUGAUGACAGUGCCAGUAACCGGAGGUCUACACGAGCGUCAUCAAAACGAAGGGUCAACUAUCAGGAAUUUAAUUCCGAUGAAUCGGAAGCAGUGGAAUCUCCAAUCUCAGAAUCUGAUGACGAUGUAUCUGAAAGGGAUUUGUGUUCGGACGAUUCUGACAGAAAGACCAGAAAACCUGUACGUCGUGUGAUCCGGUCAGAUGAUAGCGACGAAGAAGAUGGAGAAAAGAAAGACAAACCACCAACUGUUGAGAAGAAAAAAAUUAAGAAGAUACGGCCUAAAAUCAAGGACCGAAGUUCUGAUUCAGAGAAAGAGAGUUCGGAGAGUGGAAAGAGUCAGACCGAGGAAGAAGAUGAAGAAACCGAGAAUGAAAAGAGUGAUGAAGACUCAUCCGAGGAUGAGAAAAAGAGGUCACAGAGACGACCACAAAGAAAGGCAGCGAAUGUUGAUUUCAAGAGUUUCCUUGCCUCCGAGUCUGAAAGUGACGCAGAGAAAGAUAAAACAGUAGUUGUGAAUGCUAAACGAAAGGUUCGUGGAGGGAAGAAUAUGGAGAAUAUUCUGAAAGCAGGUAGAGAGGAUAGUUGUGAUUUCUCCUCUUACUCUAAACCAGAUGGUGAAUCAGAUGACAGAACUGAUGACGGUGAAAGGACUAAUGAUGGUGAAAGUAGUGAUAAAAAGUCAGACCAGGAAAAGAUUGAAACUGUGUCGGAAGCUUCCAAAGAUUCUCAAAGUGCACCAGAAGUGAAUGGACAUGAUCACCCUGCUGGGGACAAUAAACCAAAUAAAGAUGUACCCCCGCCGGGAUUCUCAAAUGAAGGUGAAAAGUUUCGGCCCCAUGGUAGUGAACCGUUUCCUCACCAGGGUCCUCGAGACUUUCAGUAUCCGUAUGGUGCUCAUCAGAAACAGUUUAUGCAUCCUCAGUAUGGUCCAAUGCCUCAAGGUCUUCCUCCUCACUCACAAAUGAGCUCCCCACCUCAUGGGUCCCCUCAUCACCCCCAAGGGACGCCACCCCACCCCCAGGGCACCCCUCCACACGGAACGUCCCCUCAUCAUCCUUCAAGUGCAUCACCCCACCAUCCACCCUCUGCAUCUCCACACCAUCCCCCUAUUGCCUCUCCUCAUCAACCUCAUGGCACUCCACCUCAUCCUCAUGGAAUGCCGCAGCACAAGAUGGGUCCUCCGCCUGUUCCACAAGGCCAGCCAUACCCCCAGGGACCACCCCCACCUCUCCACAUGGGACCCCCUGUUCCUGGCAUGCCGUUUCGGCCACCUCACCCAGGGUACCAACAAGGCCCACCCCAUCAUGGUGGACCACCACCCCACCCUCACCCGGCAGGAGGACCACCUUCCCACUCUCAUCCAGCCGGAGGACCACCUCCCCACCCUCGUCCUGCGGGAGGACCACCUCCCCACUCUCACCCAGCAGGAGGACCACCUCCCCACCCUCAUCCCACAGGGGGGCCACAGUCCCACCCUCAUCCUGCAGGAGGACCAUCACCCCACCCUCUUCCUGGGGGAGGAGCACCACCACAUCCACACCAGUCAGGGGGACCAAUUCCAUCCCAUCCAGGGCCGCCUCACCCCAGAGGUAUGCACCCUCAUCAAGGACCCCCCCCUCCAAUCUCACAUGGCCCUCAAAAACAUCACGGCCCACCCCACCCCCGUGGUCCACCCCCAAGAGGUAUUCCUACUUAUGGCCCUUACCCCCAUUAUGGGCCCCCUCCCGGGUCCUUCCCACCAAACCAACCCCCUCCAGUGCGUCAACACCUUCCACCAACCUCCCAGAGUAACCCUGGUCCCCAAGUAGCCCAUCAGCCACCUUCAACAGCUGCAUCUAGUGGUAGCAGUGGUUUCAUGAUGGACAACCUGCUGCGUGACAAUCGCCAGUACCCUGAAGAAAGACAGUACCCAGAGGAACAGCCUGCUCGCUUUCCUGAGGGACGGCGAUACGAAGAGGAACGCCAUUUCUCUGAAGAGGAAGAACAACAGCAGGGAGGCGAGGAAGAUGAUCUUGAAGAUGUGUCCGAUAUUGUGCACUAUGUCAUGAAUGACGAAUACUUCAAACAACAUACAUAGCCAUAUAAGAAAGGACAAGCAUGAUUCUAGUGACUGAAGGUACAUAUGGGGAAUGUUGUAGCAAACAAGUACAAUUUUGUGAACCGGGUUUGCAGCCAUUGAUAUCCACUCGUGACUGAAAGCCACUGUACUUAAAGACUGUUGAGAACUUUGUUAGCUCGAGAUGAAAGUAUGCUGACGUUUCGUCUGUCAAAUAUAUCUGGUCAUUUUUUCAGUUAGUCAUUUAACAGGGUAUUGGUGAACUUAGAAAACAUUGUCAGUGGUAAAAAAUGCAUUGCUUUGUGACAUAUGCUUUUGAUCAAUUAAGUUACCAAAACCUAGAUGUAAAAUAAUGCAACUGUCUUUCUGUUUUAUCCAAAGCAAUUAGUAGAUCUCAUUUUAAGCACGGCAAUAUACCUCAACUUCAACACAGUAAUGCACAUAAGCGUGUACAUUUGUUGAAUGCUGUAUUCCUUCCUGCCCUUACUUUCAGUCAGGAAACAAGGGGUUCCAUCCUAUAUUCGCCUGAACCGCUAAAGCCUACUUGUUCAUGUGUCUGUACCCGGGCCCAUUAUUAAAUAUACUUCACAGAUAUUUAUUUUACAUCUGUAACCAUGCUGACUUGUCAAGAAAAGACUUUUAUACUUAUUUUUUAGAAUUUAAAAUAUUUAUUUUACAGAUUCAUGACUGUUUAAUGGACAAGCCUAAUUGUAUCUUGUUUACUGAGUCCAAUCUGUUUGUCGAUGUUUUAAGUGGGAAAUAUACAUCAAUACUGGUCUCCAUGCUUCAGUUUGGUUCUGCAGCCGGUGGCCAUGUUGAACCACAGUUCCUUGCUUCCAGUGCACUUUGUUGAUGCAACUAAUUUCUGUGUUUUAGCCGUUUUUAUUAACAAACUUAUUAUGUUAUAACUUAAAAUUGUUCCAAAACCUCAAUUCUACGAUGGUUUUAAGCACAAACAGUGGUCUGGUACAAACUGUUCCUGCUCUUUCUUCCAAACUGUUACAGUUUGUUUUUGUUGUGAAUAAUUCCACCAUGCUAAAAUAUUUUUGAAUCUACUUGCCUGAAGACAUGUUCUGUGGAAUUACUUUGGUUUCCCAAUUUAGUGGUGACCACAACUAGACAUAUUUCUGUGUUAACCAGUGAUUAGGGACCACAGGGCCAAAAAGACGUUGCAAGCUUUGGCACCUUGCAAUUCGUUUCUAUGGAAAUGCUUUUUUACUUCAGUCAAAUUUUCAUGCACUUUUGAAUUUGACAGUGGGAGCAAUCAUGAUUUGUGUCCAUGGACAGUCCUAGUCAUAGUAAUCUCUCAGUUCUAGCUGACUGGGUGCCCCAGCCAAUCUCGUCCAAAUGACGUUGUCUGACAUACAUGUCCUUGCCAAAGUAUACUAGAUUUGUUUCUGUAGGAGAGCUUUGCAUUUAAGAUACCCAUCACCUCGACAGGUUUCAUCUUGCCAAGCCCUACAACAUGGGCAUCUGUUGUACCUGAUGGCCAGUUGGACAAACAUUUUGUACUUUGUAAAAAGUGAACAUGGGAAUUAACCGUGAAAAUAGGCAUGAUCAACUUUUUGUGCACUGAGUGAAAACGCAAGUAUUACAGUAUUGGUCACCUGUGACCUCGGGGGACAAGCAAACAGUUGUCAUAUUGCUACUAGGAAAGACGACUAUGUUGUCGUAAGAGGCGACUAACGGGAUAGGGUGGUCAGGAUUGGUGACUUGGUUAAUGCAUGUCAUCGUAUCCCAAUUGCGUGGAUCGAUGCUCAUGAUAUCAAUCACUGGAAUGUCUGGUCCAGACCCAAUUAUUUACAGACCGCUGUCAUAUAGUUGGAAUAUAAUGCUGAGUGGGGCAUUAAACAACAAACAAACUAGGAAAAAAGGAAACAUUUCCAGCUCCAGAAAGAUCCGGGGUAGAACAGGUCUUCAGCAUCCCAUGCUUGUCGUAAAAGGCGACUAACAGGACCGGGUGGUCAGACUCGCUGACUUUGUUGAUGCAUGUCAUCAAUCCCAAUUGCAUGGAUCGAUGCUCAUGAUAUUAAUCAGUGGAUUGUCUGGUCCAGACUUGAUUAUUUACAGGCCGGCAUCAUAUGGCUGGAAUAUUGCUGAGUGCAGCGUUAAACAACAAACAAACCAUCCAGAAAUGAAACUGUGAGAGUGGAGGUUAUAUCUUGAAUGCAUGAUCCUUAAAUGUAUUGUAAUAACUUGAAGGAGAAUCCAUGUUACACUAGUCACACUGAGUCCUGGCACCACAUGUUCAGUGUGAGAGUAACCGUUGCUAUGUCAGCAUGCUACUAUUAUCAGUAAUUCUUAUGUUCACACGCCGCAGGCUUGCUAAAGAUGUGAGAGAAGCAACGAUUCACCAGAGUGUAUUCUUGCUCAUGUCAAUUGUUGUGUCUUCCAUUGUUGCAUUAGAGGUGGCAGUACAUGAUUACAUGGCUCCAGAUUGCUGGGUAUGCUUGUCGUAAAAGGCGACUAACGGGAUCGGGUGGUCAGGCUCGCUGACUUGGUUGAUGCAUGUCAUCAAUCCCAAUUGGGUGGAUCGAUGCUCAUGAUAUCAAUCACUGGAUUGUCUGGUCCAGAUUAUUUACAGACCGCCGUCAUAUAGCUGGAAUAUUGCUGAGUGCGGCGUAAAACAACAAACCAAACAACCAACCAGAUUGCUGGGGUCAUUUACUAGGAACAAACUCGAUGUCCCUCUCUUUCAGAGCCAUAUGGAUCCCCAGUCUCUAGAAGUCUGUAAUCAGAGUUUCACAGGUAUGGGGACCAUUGUAUUGAUCCUCAUCCAAAUGUUUUGUUUGUCAACUGACCCAUGCAUAUUCCAAUCAUUCUUAAGCUCUGUGGUUGAUUUGUGAUUGCAAUGACAGGGCUGAUGUGGCAAUGAUCAAACUUCAACAGUUAUGAAUCUUAUUGAAAUGUUCCUGAUGACAAUCUACUAUUUAAGCACAGCAAGAUUCCAAAGGGCAUUUUCAUUUUGGCUUCCAUGUAUCAUAUUCAUGUUGAUUAUACAUUGGAAUAUUUCUUUAACUUGUACAAACCGGCAUAAUAUUACUGGUAAAUUUUUGACAGUAAGAUAGAAACAGUGAAAUGUUGGGUAUUUGAUUGGGAACCUUCACUAAUGACUGAUCUGUCUAUUUGUCCAAAAUGAGGCCAGUUGCAAUAAAUAUCAACUCUGUCCCACAAAACAGUCCUGACUUCUAACAUAACAUGGACUUACGUUAGUCCAAGAUGGUUUUGUGUAGUGGUGACAUUGGGUAGAAUAUAGACAGACUGAAGACUGCUGACUUCUCGAGGUCUGGAAUGGAUGUUCUUCAGCUUCGUCCCUAUAAUUACAUCAUCCACUGCUGACUGUUGAUCUGGUGCACAAGGCAGGCUGUUAGGCCACAGUGCAUCAUGUAUGUAUUUGACAUUUCACAAGAAUGCUUAAAGUCUGUGUUAUUAUUCCUGUAAAUAGAACUGGAACAUGAAACUGUUUCCUGAAACAUUUAUUCAACAAACAGUUUGAAGUUGAGGCCUAUAAUUUCUUUAUUGAUGUGCGAGAGCCGAAAUUGCAUUUCAAGCAAGUUAGAAUCUGCCCAUUGAAUCAACACUUUACUUGUGUGCUCGCUUGUUUAAUGAUUUUGUUCAUGUUCGCAAUAACUGGUUACUGGUGUUACUAUGACUAAAUGGCUCAAGCUGGGCAUUAUUCACAUCCUAGAACAACUUCUCCAUAUCAGUAUGACAGUAGCGGUAUGUUUGUAACUUUCUGACAAUGUUUCUAUUGCUCAUAAUAACCUGUUAAGUAAAUCAGAUGUUCCUAGUGUGAUGGAUGAGCUUGUUUGCCACCAAUUCCUGUUUUAUACCUUGGGGAACCAAGUGGGGGCUCAAUAGUUCCCCAGCGCUCUAUAGCUUGUCGUAAUUGCAUCAUGGCUUGGUGACUCAGUGUAUUGCAUGUCAUCAUACCCAGUGUUGCUCACAAUGUCGAUCACUGGUUUGUGUGUCCAAAACUUGAAUAUUUACCGGAAACUGAAUUCAAAAUUGGGCAAGUUUGGUAAUGAAAAAUCUUUCACCAUGCAGAGUUGUGUCCCUUAGUCUUGCCAGGAUCCGCUGUUUGUGACAUUGAAUCACAUUGAUUAUGAUGCUUAGUAUGUCGGCAUACCUGUAUCUCAAUGGCCUCACCAAAGUCGUAAAUGUCCACCAUUGUUAUGAGAACAUCUUACAGAUGUGUCUGUUAAAUGAAAAUAUCAUCGUCUUUUACACACUCUGACUGUAGGUCACAGCUCUACGAAUUUGUAUACAUAUUAACUUGAUUGCAGCAGAACUAACUUCAGAUGGUUUAGGACAGGAAAUUAGUUCAAUAUGGCCUGCUGUGCUUUCAUUUCCAUGUAAAGGUAUCAUCUGUCGCCCACCAUGUACAGUGACUGGGUCACAAUUAUAUUUGUAAUUCUGUUUUACAUUUUUAAGUGUGUUGUGUUCUGUUUGUAAGAUAGUAAAGUUUAUCAAUAAGAUUUUGUAGAAAGGGUUUUAAGCAAUUUUACUGUGUGUGUUUUUUGUUGUUGACAAGAGUACAUUUAUAGAGACAAGAACUGAAGUUUAGUUUGAAAUGUAUUAGCAUGUUUAGAAGCAGGAAAUGUUUUUGUCAUUGCAUAGUACGUUAUGGUCCAUUUUAUCGGAGGUCUCAAGUCUGUGACUUUCAUAGACAAUAUUUUGUGGAAUAUUUGGCAAAGUGGACUGAUGGUUGUAAUAUAUCUGCAAGCAGCGCUAUGAUUUUUAUGUGAAAGUUAACUUCUGAAAGGGCCUCUUCAAAACAUUAAUCCAUCUUAGCUGUCCAUGUAAUUACAAUACAUUUGUUGAUACAGCUGUACACAAUUGCCUCCCUUGUUAAGCAGUCAUCACAGGUGACACAAUGGUGUAAAGGGCUGAAGUUGUCCGUGCCAGAAGUCACAUUAUCACACCCAACAUUAUGAUCACCAGCACACUACCUGUGUUUGUAAGGUUUCGAACGUGCUCAGUGUCUACGACCAGAAUCACCGUCUUUCCUGUCACAUUAUAGUACAGUGAUUUAUGCUGGUUGUAGUCCAGUGUGCAACAUGUAACAUCUAUUGUUCAUAUUGAUAAUAUUUCAGUGAAAGCCCAUGUCUAAGUAUGAGCAAGAAUUACAUGUCCACAGCAUUGUGUACAGCUUCAUUAUUUCCAUUAGGUAGAAACUGUCAGGUUAACGUUUAUCAUUGAAUGUAACCGAUUCCCUUUUCUUAUGCUGCAAUAUUUUCCCUGCCCCACAAUUUGUAUGUGAUUUUUGGAUGAUGUUGAUGACAAACCAGUCAACUUGUAUAUCAUUUGAAUCAAAUGAUAAACUGUUACGACUUACUGUUUAAUUACGAGCCCAGUAUCUGGAAUUGGUCCUGACUUCUUCCACCAUGUCUGUUGAAAGACCAGUUUAAUGUUUUGUGUGUAAAACAAACCCAUUGAAGUAAAUUUCUACAAAAUACAUUCAUCAAAUACCUCAUGUGUCUCUAGAAUAUGAAAAGCCAGUGGUAUAGCUACAAUUGUAUUAAACAUUUGAAUUCCAGUUUUCAGUUUUAAAUACCACUGUACACUGAAACUAUUAUCUCUUCAUUGUUACAUGAUGUCGUGGAUACCAAGUAGAUAUUUGAUAUUCCGUUGAAUGUGUUAUGCUUUAGCAUAGUUGUGAAGUGCAAACAUUGUUUUCUUUAGCUACACAAUGCCUAAUUUAUUUUGUAUUUACUUGUAAUAACUUGCUUCAUACACACAUAUGUAAGUACUACAUAUAUCAUAUCACGUCGACUGCAAGGCAGCAAUUAGCAGGGCUCAGCCAAUUUUAUUUGCCCACACAUGUAUAAAACCAGGCCUUUAAAUAACGCCAUUUCAUUUGACGCCUAGCUGGAUAAAUAUGCGCUUUGAUAUUUAUUCCUGUUCUGUGAGAUGAAUGAUAUGUAAAUAGAACUGAUAUCUAGUGUACAUAUUUGAGGUUCGGAGCCGCCAUGAUCAUCAUUGUGUCACGUGUUCACUAUCAUUGGUAUCAUUUAUACUUAAUGUCAUCAAAAGUAGAAAACAUACAAUAUAAUAAAAUAGAUUGAAAAUA
Molecule: messenger RNA, 13084 nt
Organism: Haliotis rufescens (red abalone)
Lineage: Eukaryota; Metazoa; Mollusca; Gastropoda; Lepetellida; Haliotidae
Product: remodeling and spacing factor 1-like
Exons: 16
Coding region: 25-7032 (2335 amino acids)
Biological process (GO): regulation of DNA-templated transcription
Cellular component (GO): RSF complex
Source: RefSeq, a predicted model, not a curated record